Molecule: messenger RNA, 5514 nt
Organism: Apis laboriosa (Himalayan honeybee)
Lineage: Eukaryota; Metazoa; Arthropoda; Insecta; Hymenoptera; Apidae
Gene: Vg
Product: vitellogenin
Exons: 7
Coding region: 112-5418 (1768 amino acids)
Biological process (GO): lipid transport
Molecular function (GO): lipid carrier activity
Source: RefSeq, a predicted model, not a curated record
AUAACAUGUUUCAAUUUAGCAAAAGAGAAAAAUGCUGAUUUAGCAUAAAUUAGAUAUAAAUUGCUAAGCCGAAUCAAAUGCAUCGUUACUUUCUCAAAAGUUGUCUUCAACAUGUGGCUACUUAUAACGUUUUUACUGCUUGCGGGAACAGUUUCAGCCGACUUCGAGCACAGCUGGAAAGUCGGGAACGAGUACACGUAUCUCGUUCGAAGUCGCACAUUGACGAGUUUGGACGAUCUGUCGGACGUUCAUACCGGUAUUCUGAUAAAGGCGUUGCUCACCGUACAGGUGAAGGAUUCGAACUUGCUUGCCGCGAAAGUGUGGAACGGCCAGUAUGCUCGUAUCCAGCAAUCCAUGCCAGAUGGGUGGGAAACGGAGAUCUCCGACCAAAUGUUGGAGCUUCGUGACCUGCCUAUUUCCGGCAAACCGUUCCAGAUCAGGAUGAAACACGGUUUGAUCAGAGAUCUGAUCGUGGAUCGCGACGUUCCCACCUGGGAGGUGAACAUGCUCAAGAGCAUCGUUGGCCAAUUGCAAGUGGACACUCAAGGUGAAAACGCCAUCAAGGUGAACAGCGUGCAAGUUCCCACCGACGACGAGCCGUACGCUUCGUUCAAAGCCAUGGAGGACUCCGUGGGCGGGAAAUGCGAGGUUCUCUACGAUAUAGCGCCUCUGUCGGACUACGCGAUCCACAAAACGCCGGAACUGGUGCCGAUGCCGACGUUGAAGGGCGAUGGACGCCACAUGGAGAUCAUCAAGACCAAGAAUUUCGACAACUGCGAUCAGAGGAUAAAUUAUCAUUUCGGUAUGAUGACCAACUCGAGGUGGGAAUCUGGAACAAAUAAGAAUGGAAAGUUCUUCUCGAAAUCUUCAACGAGCAGAAUCGUUAUCUCAGGAAGCCUGAAACAUUUCACCAUCCAAUCGUCGGUUACCACGAGCAAGAUGAUAGUCAGCCCUAGAUUCUACCUAGAUCAGCGAAACGGAUUGGUGGUCGGCAGAAUGAACCUGACUUUAGCAAAGAUGGAGAAAAUGUCGAAACCUCUGCCCACGGUCAACAAUCCAGAAUCCACUGGCAAUUUGGUUUACAUCUACAACAAUCCUUUCUCGGAUAUCGAGGAGCGCAGAGUCAGCAAAAAUGCCAUGAAUUCCAACCAGAUCGCUUCGGACAACUCUCUCAGCUCGAGCGAAGAAAAGUUGAAGAAGGAUAUUCGAACUGAUACGACCAGUUCCAGCUCCUCCAGCAUUUCCAGCAGCGAGGAGAACGACUUCUGGCAGCCUAAACCCACUCUGGAGGACGCUCCUCAGAAUUCUCUGCUGCCCAAUUUCAUCGGGUACAAAGGGAAACACAUUGGAAAAUCCGGCAAAGUGGACGUAAUAAACGCUGCCAAGGAGCUUAUCUCCCAAAUUGCCAACGAGCUCGAGGAUACGAGCAACAUCCCCGUUCACGCAACCCUCGAGAAAUUCACGAUCCUUUGCAAUUUGUUGCGCACCAUGAACAGGAAGCAAAUAAACGAGUUGGAAGGCAACAUGCAGAUCUCGCCCAACGAGUUGAAGUUGAACGAUAAAUCUCAGGUUGUGAAGCAGAAUACAUGGACGGUGUUCAGAGACGCCAUUACCCAAGCUGGAACGGGACCUGCCUUCUUGACCAUCAAGGAAUGGAUCGAAAGGGGGAAUAUAAGAAGCAUGGAGGCAACGAACAUCAUAAGCAAACUUCCAAAGACUGUUCGCACGCCGACUGACAGUUACAUCAGAUCCUUCUUCGAACUGUUGCAAAAUCCUAAAGUGAGAGACGAACAAUUGCUCAACACCGCGGCCACCGUAUCGUUCAGCGAGAUGAUCCACAACGCCCAAGUGAACAAGAGGAGGAUUCACAAUAACUAUCCUGUCCACACGUUCGGUCGUCUCGCGUCGAAACACGACAACAGCCUCUACGAGGAGUACAUACCGUUCCUUGAACGCGAGCUGAAGAAAGCCCAUCAAGAAAAGGACAGCCCCAGGAUCCAGACCUACAUCAUGGCUCUGGGCAUGAUCGGGGAACCCAAGAUUCUGUCCGUGUUCGAGCCUUAUCUGGAAGGGAAACAGCGGAUGACCGUGUUCCAGAGGACGUUGAUGGUCGGCGCUUUGGGCAAAUUAACCGAAACGAAUCCGAAAUUGGCACGCUCGGUCCUGUACAAGAUUUAUCUGAACACGAUGGAGAGCCACGAGGUCCGUUGCACCGCGGUCUUCCUUCUGAUGAGGACCAACCCACCGUUGAGCAUGCUGCAACGAAUGGCGGAAUUCACCAAGUUGGACACGAACAGGCAGGUGAACUCGGCCGUGAAAUCGACCCUCCAAAGCUUGAUGAAGCUGAAGAGCUCCGAGUGGAGAGAUCUCGCGAAGAAAGCUAGGAGCGUGAACCACCUUCUCACGCAUCGCGAUUACGACUACGAACUCUCUCGGGGAUACAUCGACGAGAGGAUUUUGGAGAACCAGAACAUCAUCACCCACAUGAUCCUCAAUUACGUGGGAAGCGAAGAUAGCGUGGUCCCGCGCAUCCUUUACUCCUCCUGGUACUCCUCCAACGGUGACCUAAAACUACCUUCCACCGAAGUGCUAGCCAUGAUCUCGAGCGUGAAAUCUUUCAUGGAGUUGAGCCUGAAGAGCGUGAAAGAUCGAGAAACGAUUAUUUCGGCGGCCGAGAAGAUCGCUGAGGAGCUGAAAAUUGUCCCCGAAGAGCUCGUUCCUCUGGAAGGAAACUUUAUGAUAAACAACAAAUAUUCCUUGAAAUACUUCCCCUUCGACAAGCACACUCUCGAUAAAUUACCCACGUUGAUCUCCAAUUACAUAGAGGCUAUAAAGGAAGGAAGCUUCGUGAACAUCAACAUGUUGGAAAGCUAUGACACAGUGCACAGUUUCCCCACUGAAACUGGCCUACCAUUCGUGUAUACGUUCAACGUUGUAAAGUUGAUCAAGGCAAGCGGAACCGUCCAGGUGCAGAUCAAUCCCGACUUCGCUUUCAUCGCGAACUCGAACGCUCGCCUGGCCUUUUCGAAGAACAUCCAAGGAAGAGUAGGUUUCGUCACACCGUUCGAGCAUCGACACUUCAUCUCCGGCAUCGACUCCAACUUCCACGUUUACACCCCACUGAAAGUCUCCCUGGACAUGAACACGCCCAAGGGCAACAUGCAAUGGAAGAUCUGGCCGUUGAAGGGUGAGGAGAAGUCGAGACUGUUCCAUUACAGCGUCGUUCCAUACGUGUCCAACCACGAUAUUCUGAAUCUUCGUCCCCUUUCGAUGGAGAAGGGCACUCGAUCGAUGAUCCCCGACGACAACACGUCCCUCGCCCUUCCAAAGACGAGCAGGGGACCGUUCAGGUUCAACGUCGAAACUGGUAAAACUAACGAGAAUUUGUGGGAACUGGUCGAUACCGAGAAAUUGACCGAUCGUCUCACCUCCCCCUGGACCAUGGACAAUGGAAGAUACUUCAAGAUGGACGUGUACAUGAAUUUGGAGGGCGAGCAGAAAGAUCCUGUAAUAUUAUCCACGUCUUUCGACAGCAAGGUGAUGACGGCCGACACGGAUUCAAGGAACUGGACACCGAAAAUGAUGGCGGUCGAGCCGACGGACAAGCAGGCGAACAGCAAAACUCGUAGGCAAGAGAUGAUGAAGGAAGCGGGAAGGGGUAUCGAAUCAGCGAAAUCGUACGUGGUGGACGUUCGAGUGCACAUUCCUGGCGAGUCGGAAAGCGAGACCGUUCUCACGUUUGCCUGGUCGGACAGCAACGUGGAGAGGAAGGGGCGAUUGCUCGGUUUCUGGCGCGUCGAAAUGCCGAGGAGCAACGUCAAUUACGAGGUUUGCAUUGGCUCUCAGACCAUGAUCUCGCCGGAAACUCUUUUGUCCUACGACGAGAAGAUGGACCGGAAGCCGAAGAUAGAUUUCAACGUGGAUAUCCGUUACGGGGAGAGCUGCGGCAAGGGCGAGCGGAUCGAUGUGAACGGUAAAAUUAGCCAGAGCCACAGGCUUAAGGAGCUGGUCAAGGAUACGUCCAUAAUCAAGGAUUGCGUGGAGGAGAUGAAACGGGGGAACAAGAUAUUGAGAACGUGUCAAAAAGCUAUCGUGCUGUCCAUGCUGCUCGACGAGGUGAACGUCUCGAUGGAGGUCCCCUCCGACGCCCUUAUAGCCCUGUACUCGCAAGGCCUCGUAACCUUGAGCGAGCUCGACAAUUUGGACGUGAGCAUGGAUCUCUCGAAUCCCAAAAAUGCCGGCAAGAAGAAGAUCGACAUGAGGGCUAAACUGAACGAGUACCUGGACAAGGCCGACGUGAUUAUCAACACGCCCAUCAUGGAUGCACAUUUCAAGGACUUGAGAUUGUCCGACUUUGGAUUCACCGCUGAGGACAUUUUGGACACUGCCGACGAGGACCUGUUGAUUAACAACAUAUUCUACGAGGAUGAAACUUCCUGUAUGCUGGACAAAACCCGUGCCCAGACGUUCGACGGCAAGGAUUACCCUCUCAGAUUGGGCGCCUGUUGGCACACUGUCAUGACCACGUAUCCGAGGAUCAACCCGGACAAUCACAACGAGAAACUUCACAUUCCCAAGGACAGAAGCGUGAGCGUCCUCAGCCGGGAGAACGAGAGCGGGCAGAAGGAGGUGAAGAUACUGCUCGGAAGCGACAAGAUCAAGUUCGUGCCUGGGACGACGAGCCAGCCGGAAGUGUUCGUGAACGGAGAGAAAAUCGUGGUGUCCAGGGAGAAAGCUUAUCAGAAGAUGGAAGGAAACGAGAUCAUUUUCGAGAUCUACAAGAUCGGUGAUAGAUUUAUCGCUCUGACGUCCGACAAAUUUGACGUAUCCCUGGCUCUGGACGGGGAACGCGUCAUGGUCAAGGCGUCUGAAGAUUAUCGCUACUCCGUUCGCGGUCUCUGCGGCAAUUUCGACCACGACUCGACCAACGACUUCGUGGGACCCAAGAACUGCGUAUUCAGAAAGCCCGAACACUUCAUAGCCAGCUACGCUUUGAUCAAUGACCAAUGCGAGGGCGACUCGUUGAACGUGGCGAAAUCUCUUCGGGAUCACGAUUGCAUCCGACAGGAGAAGACCCGGGAGAGCAACGUGAUCAGCGACAGCGAAUCGGGACGAUCGGACACCGAGAUGUCGAGCUGGGGCUACCAAAACGUUAACAAACGUUGCAUGAUUCACAGGACCCAGGUGAAGGAGACCGACGACAAGAUCUGCUUCACAAUGCGUCCAGUGGUCUCUUGCGCGUCUGGAUGCACGGCCAUCGAGACCAAAUCGAAGGCGUACAAGUUCCAUUGCAUGGAGAAGAACGAGGCCGCGAUGAAGCUGAAGAAAAGAAUCGAGAAGGGCGCCAAUCCUGAUCUCAGUCAGAAACCUGUUUCCAUCACCGAGGAAUUGAACGUUCCUCUCGUCUGCAAGGCUUAACUCGAAAUGUACUUUGUCGCUUUGUUUCGUUUGGAAUAAUAAUUAAAAGUAGUUUUAUAGCAGAAUAUUUACUUUAAUAAAAUUCAUUUUCAAUAA